Molecule: messenger RNA, 2193 nt
Organism: Quercus lobata
Lineage: Eukaryota; Viridiplantae; Streptophyta; Magnoliopsida; Fagales; Fagaceae
Product: NADP-dependent malic enzyme
Exons: 20
Coding region: 102-1961 (619 amino acids)
Biological process (GO): pyruvate metabolic process; malate metabolic process
Cellular component (GO): chloroplast
Molecular function (GO): malate dehydrogenase (decarboxylating) (NADP+) activity; NAD binding
Source: RefSeq, a predicted model, not a curated record
UAUUAAAUUUUCUCUCUCAACAAAGUUUCUCUCUCUCUCUCUAAAAACAACGCGGAGUGUACUACUAUUCUUUGCCUGCCAUUCACACGGGUUCCUACAUUAUGAUACCGUUGAACAGAAGCAAUAUUCUGAAAGUUGUGGGUGUUGAAAGAAGGAGAGUAGUGAGGAAAUUUUUUGUUGCAUUGAUGGAGAAGACAGUAAUAAUGAACGGUGGAGAUUAUCCAGUGGUGGAAGAAGAAGGUAAGGCUGGUUUUGGAGGGGGUGUUGAGGACGUGUAUGGUGAGGAUAGUGCCACUGAAGAUCAGCUUGUUACUCCCUGGACCGUCUCUGUUUCUAGUGGAUACACCUUGCUGCGGGAUCCACACCACAACAAAGGGCUUGGCUUCAAUGAGAAAGAGAGAGAUGCCCAUUACUUGCGUGGCCUUCUCCCUCCAGCUGUGUUCACUCAGGAGCUUCAGGAAAAGAAGUUAAUGCAUAAUCUUCGAAAAUAUGAUGUUCCAUUGCAUAGGUACAUGGCCAUGAUGGAUCUUCAGGAGAGAAAUGAAAGGCUGUUUUACAAGCUUCUAAUAGAUAAUGUUGAGGAACUGCUUCCAGUUGUGUACACUCCAACUGUUGGUGAGGCUUGCCAGAAAUAUGGGAGUAUUUUCAGUCGUCCCCAGGGCCUAUACAUCAGUUUGAAAGAGAAGGGGAAGAUUCUUGAAGUCUUGAAAAAUUGGCCAGAGAAGAGUAUUCAAGUUAUUGUUGUGACUGAUGGUGAGCGUAUAUUGGGGCUUGGGGAUCUUGGAUGCCAGGGAAUGGGAAUUCCUGUUGGAAAACUUUCUUUAUAUACAGCACUAGGAGGAAUUCGUCCUUCAGCAUGCUUGCCUGUAACUAUUGACGUCGGCACAAACAAUGAGCAGCUGUUGAAGGAUGAGUUUUACAUUGGUCUUAGGCACAAGAGGGCAACUGGGCAGGAAUAUGCUGAGCUUCUUGAUGAGUUCAUGAGUGCAGUUAAACAGAACUAUGGGGAGAAAGUUCUAGUACAGUUCGAAGAUUUUGCUAACCAUAAUGCAUUUGAGCUGCUGUCACGAUACCGCUCAACUCAUCUUGUCUUUAAUGAUGAUAUACAGGGUACAGCAUCUGUAGUGUUAGCAGGACUUAUUGCAGCUCUGAAAUUAGUUGGUGGAACCUUAGCUGACCACACUUUCUUAUUCCUGGGUGCUGGAGAAGCUGGAACUGGUAUAGCAGAGCUUAUAGCACUUGAGAUUUCAAAACAGACAAAAGCUCCGUUGGAAGAAACACGCAAGAAGAUUUGGCUUGUGGACUCAAGGGGACUGAUUGUUAGCUCCCGUAAGGAGUCACUUCAGCACUUUAAGAAGCCAUGGGCUCAUGAGCAUGAACCUGUUAAGGCGCUCUUAGAUGCUGUCAAGGCAAUCAAGCCAACAGUGCUGAUAGGAUCCUCGGGAGUAGGAAAGACUUUUACAAAGGAGGUGGUUGAGGCCAUGUCAUCCUUUAAUAAGAAACCUCUCAUUCUUGCUCUCUCCAACCCAACUUCACAAUCUGAGUGUACAGCUGAAGAAGCUUAUACAUGGAGUAAGGGUCGAGCAAUCUUUGCUAGUGGAAGCCCAUUUGACCCUGUUGAGUAUGAUGGGAAAGUUUUUGUGCCUGGCCAGGCCAACAAUGCUUACAUCUUUCCUGGUUUCGGUUUGGGUUUGAUCAUCUCUGGUGCAAUUCGUGUGCAUGAUGACAUGCUUUUGGCAGCCUCGGAAGCUUUGGCUGUGCAAGUGGCACAAGAAAACUUCGAUAAGGGAUUGAUUUACCCACCAUUCACCAAUAUCAGAAAGAUAUCAGCUCACAUUGCUGCUAAAGUCGCUGCUAAGACAUACGAACUUGGUCUUGCUUCUCGUCUCCCUCGUCCUAAGGAUCUUGUUAAGUAUGCAGAGAGCUGCAUGUACAGCCCAAUCUACCGCAGCUAUCGUUGAAAUUCCUGCACUUUGUAAUCUGCAACCUCUCCGACUUUCAAGUUUUGUCCUUUUCUCUUUUCUUUAUUGGUUUUUCUUUAGUCUUCUAGUUCAUAAAUUAUAGUUAAGUCCCUAUGUCGGGACUGAAAAUUUUCUUAUAUCUAUUUUCAUUUCAAGAGGGAGAGAUUUCAAUGUUUUCAAACUCCGUAUCUAAUGAAUAAUAUUCAUAUAUCAGAAGGAUUCAUUAUAACUA